CAUACAGUUCCGCAUAGGUGUAGCGAAUUGACUGUUGCACUUCCAGCGUGUGCAACCGAGACUGGCUGCGUGGGUAGCGUGUGGUUAAUGACAGGAUUUGUCUGAUCGAGGGGCGAAAACACGCUUUGGUUUAGAAGGCUUACUACAGUAAAAGCGGCGCCCGUGAUGGAGAAUGGAUUGCACCAUUUGUGAAAUUAUUCAGGCUUUGGCGAUCUUCGCUGCCGUUGUUUUACUUGUAGUUGCCCUGAUUGCUCAUGUUACUGCAUAUACAAUGGCAAUUAUUCCACGUCAAGAGUUGGAAAAAACGUUUCUUAGUAAACAGGGCAAAAAGGAACCUUUUCCCAGCAUUCAAGACCAGCCGUCCAGGGACCUUUCUGUAAUCGUUCCUUCAUACAAUGAGGAACUCCGAUUACCUGUAAUGAUGGAUGAAGCUCUGGAUUUUCUAGAAAAAAGACAGAAAAAAGAUCCAUCUUUUACCUAUGAAGUAAUUGUGGUUGAUGAUGGUAGCAAAGAUAAAACUACAGAGGUUGCAUUAAAGUAUACAGAGAGGUAUGGUGAUGAUAAAGUGAGAGUGCUGACACUGGUGAAGAAUCGGGGCAAGGGUGGUGCUGUGAAGUUGGGCACCUUAAGCUGUCGAGGAAAGUACAUCCUUAUGGCAGAUGCAGAUGGGGCUACAAAAUUUGCAGAUAUAAUAAAAGUGGAGGCUAGUCUUAAGGACUUGCAGUUACAGCCAAAUGAGAUGGCCAUAUCAUGUGGGUCUCGAGCACACCUGGAGAAAGAAUCUGUAGCUAUGCGUUCUGUAUUUAGAACAUUCCUGAUGUAUGGGUUCCAUUUUCUGGUCUGGUUCUUCUGUGUCAGGGGAAUUCGAGAUACCCAAUGUGGCUUUAAAAUGUUUACACGAGAGGCAGCUCUAAGGACUUUUUCUAUUCUGCAUGUGGAAAGAUGGGCCUUUGAUGUGGAACUUUUAUAUAUAGCCCAGUGUUUAAAUAUACCCAUUACAGAGGUUGCUGUUAACUGGACAGAAAUUGAAGGUUCCAAACUGGUCCCAUUUUGGAGUUGGUUACAAAUGGGCAGAGAUCUGAUUUUCAUACGUCUAAGAUAUCUCACUGGUGCCUGGACACUAGAGAGCCAGAAAAAACACGACUGAAAUAUAAGGGGAAAAUGGGUUUAUGCUAUAUAAGUAAAAACGUGUUAUUUUUAUUUACCUUUUAUACAAAAGUUUAAUGAAGAAGUACUGUAUCACAAAUAAGGGAGUAGUUGUUUUUGAUCCCACUGCUUAUAUUAUUUGUAGAUUUCUGUCAGAAUUCAAAGCAUAAAUGGAUUUGUUUAUCAUUGGAAUUGUAUGUUACCAAUAAAUAAAUCACACAACCCAAGAAUUAAA
This is a messenger RNA of Polypterus senegalus (gray bichir), 1381 nucleotides long. RefSeq names its product ALG5 dolichyl-phosphate beta-glucosyltransferase (gene alg5). The transcript has 10 exons. Lineage: Eukaryota; Metazoa; Chordata; Cladistia; Polypteriformes; Polypteridae. Gene Ontology annotation, cellular component: endoplasmic reticulum membrane. Bases 173 to 1147 code for a protein of 324 amino acids. The record is from RefSeq and is a predicted model, not a curated record.